GCUCAGUAGCCGAAGCGUCACGAUCGACUCUGUUUCUGACAGUUCAGUACACUUUUGUGCGUUUGUUGACCAUUUUAAGCAAACAUACUAUGCUCAAGAUGACAGCGACUUUGUUUUUAUUAACAAGAAGGUAGCAAAUACCGAUCAUGACCGAAGUGUCAAGUUGUUUGGGUGCAAAGCAGCUAAUGACAAUCAACAGACGAGUCCAGUUCUGGUGUUCACACACGGAUCCCACAAACCCCGAACUCACUUGUGGAUCUAUCGAGCUCCUUUAAUCGUUAAACGCCAUGGAAAGCAUCGGAAAGUACGAGUUCAACAGGAAAGACUUGAUCGGACAUGGCGCAUUUGCUGUGGUGUUCAAAGGAAGACACAAACAGAAACAUAAUUUUGAAGUCGCGGUGAAAUGCAUUAACAGGAAAAAUCUCGCCAAAUCACAGUCACUCCUAGGAAAGGAAAUCAAAAUAUUAAAGGAGCUGAAACAUGAGAAUAUUGUCAGUUUGCUGGACUUUCAGGAGAUUUCAGGAUGCGUCUAUCUUGUCAUGGAGUAUUGCAAUGGAGGUGACUUAGCAGAGUAUUUACACUCAAAAGGCUGUCUGAGUGAGGACACCAUCCGUGUGUUACUGCAGCAGCUGGCAGGAGCUAUGAGUGUUUUAAGGAGUAAAGGCAUCAUUCAUCGAGACCUGAAGCCCCAAAACAUCCUUCUCUCAUACAGCACAGGUCGCAAAUCCAAUCCCAACAACAUCUGCAUUAAACUGGCUGAUUUUGGCUUUGCACGGUAUCUGCAGGGAAACACAAUGGCUGCCACACUAUGUGGAUCUCCAAUGUAUAUGGCUCCAGAGGUCAUCAUGUCUCAUAAUUAUGAUGCCAAAGCUGAUCUGUGGAGUGUGGGGACCAUCAUCUACCAGUGCUUGACUGGCAAAGCCCCAUUUCAGGCAAGUACUCCUCAGGAACUACGGCAGUUUUAUGAAAGAAACCGGAGCCUCAGUCCCAGUAUUCCACGUGAAACUUCCAGUCACUUGAGGCACCUUCUGCUUGGGUUGCUGCAGAGAAACCAAAGGGAACGCAUAGACUUUGAUGAUUUUUUUCACCACCCUUUCCUGGAGGCCAGUACAUCUAUGAAGAAAUCAUCUCCUGUGCCGGUGCCUGUGCCCGUGCCCACAUAUCCCAGCUCAGGCUCUGGAAGCUUCAGCAGUGGCUCCUCGACCUCUCGCCUCACUCCUACACAGUCUGAUACUGAAGCUCCAAAGUCCCUCCCUCAAAUGAAGCCCACAGAGUCUCCUGGAUCCCUGCUGAAAGACUCCUCUUCCUCCGACUCGGAUGACUUUGUUAUGGUUCCGGCUCAGUUCACCAGUGAGCCAGUCGGUGCAGAAGGGCAGGACAGCUUGAUGCGCAGCGGAAGCUCACUGCUGGGUGCCACUGCUUAUAUGUGUCAAACACCAUCGUCCUCUCCAUCUGGCAGAACAUCCCCGAGACCCUCCAGGCAUCUAGAGUCGUGUGGCAGUAGCUACGCUCAGUCUAUUCCUGUUCCAGUGCCAACACAAAAGCACAACUACCAGAGGAUGGAGCAUAAUCUACAAGAGUCUGAAAGGACCUCAGCGUCUGCACAUCACUGUUGCUCUGAUGGAUCUCCAGCAUGUGGGAGAACCGGUGUUUCUCCAGAUUCAGGAGGAUCCAGAUCGUAUUUACCUUCCCCACAGGUCGGAAGCAUUCCUGAAACACCCAGUCAGCCUGAACCUGUUGGCAGCAGGACAGGGUUUCAUGCCACAGAUCAACAGCCUGGUCAAGUGUCUCCUCUCUUCACUGACCUCACAGACUUGGACCCAACACUGGCCCAAAGACUCAGAGCUCAUCGUCACAGUCUGGAUACCAUAGUGCACAGGUGGGAUUUGUGUCGGCGUCCCAGCUUUGGUCAAACUCCAAAUGCAGCACUGCUUCAGCGAGGCCUCACCACCCGAACCAAGACCAUGUGUGACCUGAAAGAUCUGGCACAGUAUCCUGCUGCGGGGCCUCGGGUGCCGCUUGUCAGGCCAGCAGAAAGAAGAGACACCGUCAAAAGGUCAGUGAGUACCGGCCGUCUCUCGGAUAAACUGCUGAAGGCUGUGUUUGGACAUCAGCUUGACAGAGGCAGCUGCGAGAGCUUAAAUUCAGAGAAACCCAUGGAUACAACUGCGCCUCCUUGUGGUGUUGAUCGCUCAGACAGUCCUGCUGGAGUCAUGUUCAUGCUGGGCACUCCUGAAUAUGGACACACUCCGCCUCAUGCUAGACACAGACGCUUCUCAGUGGGGGCUCCUUGCUCUACCAGUCCUGGCUGGACCUACGGCUCUCCUGAAAGCCUGCUCUAUGGUUACACAGACGCCAUGGCAACAAACCUGCACGAGAAUGUGACAUUUGUGCCACCUGAACUGCCAGAGGAGACGUUAAUGGAGGAGGGACACACGGACUUGCUGAGCCAGCUGCGCUUCGUUCUAGCCUUUUCCCACUGCAUAACAGAGCUGGCUGGAACAAAGGACAGCGGGACUGGAAGAAACGUGCCACCUGAUGCUUCACUCUUAGAGCAGAGUGUAGUGGCUGACCAGAUCAGCCUGCUGAGCCGAGAGUGGAGUUCUGCAGAACAAUUGGUUCUCUAUAUGAAAUGUGCUGAGCUGCUGUCUUCUGCACUACACACAGCGAUGGCUGGCAUCAAAGAAGGAAAACUCUACCCAUCAGGAUCUGUGAAACAAGUGGUGCGUGAGCUGAAUGAGAUGUAUAAGGAGUGUGUGAACUCCUGUCGUUCUCUGACUGAGAAACUCCAGCACUUCUUCAGCAGCAAACAGAGACUGAUGGACCGGAUGAACAGCAUCACCGCUGAGAGGCUCAUCUACGCACACACCAUUCAGAUGGUACAGACGGCAGCACUGGACGAGAUGUUUCAUCACGGAGAAAGCUCUCUAGAGAGAUACCACAAGGCCUUACUGCUGAUGGAGGGCCUGUCCUUGAUUAUUACAGAGCCUUCAGACCUAAACAAUGUCAACAAAUGUAAACGGUGUAUCGAGCGACGGCUCUGUUCCCUCCAAGCCCAAGGAUGUGUGUGAUGAACACUUGUUCUUCAUCUGCAUCAAACACACAACAUCUACUUCUCAUUUCAUCCCAGCUGCCUUUGAAAUCCUGUCAAAUGACAAACCCGCCCGCUCGCUCACUCUUUUAAACUACACUUGGCUUCCAAAGCCCCGAAAACAAACAAGACUUUUUCUCAGUGGACAGAAAUAAAGUCUCUAAUCGAGAUAUCAAUGAUAUCUGAUGUAUUUGAGAAACUCAGACAUCUCUUUUGUUGGCUUUAAAAUAACAUCGAGUGAUCGUUUGUCAUCGGUUGAAUGGCUAGGUGAACAUUUCGACCUUUGAUCCCACACCAGUUUGCGAUGGCACUUC
Molecule: messenger RNA, 3405 nt
Organism: Danio rerio (zebrafish)
Lineage: Eukaryota; Metazoa; Chordata; Actinopteri; Cypriniformes; Danionidae
Gene: ulk1a
Product: unc-51 like autophagy activating kinase 1a
Biological process (GO): autophagy
Cellular component (GO): phagophore assembly site membrane
Molecular function (GO): protein serine/threonine kinase activity; nucleotide binding; kinase activity
Source: RefSeq, marked provisional